Messenger RNA from Mugil cephalus (flathead mullet), 3743 nucleotides. RefSeq names its product flotillin 1a (gene flot1a). Gene Ontology annotation, biological process: positive regulation of cell junction assembly; positive regulation of endocytosis; protein kinase C signaling. The record is from RefSeq and is a predicted model, not a curated record. The transcript has 13 exons. The coding region runs from base 189 to 1463 and encodes 424 amino acids. Gene Ontology annotation, cellular component: plasma membrane. Lineage: Eukaryota; Metazoa; Chordata; Actinopteri; Mugiliformes; Mugilidae.
CGUGCUCAAUAGAAUUCGACGAGCUGCGGACAUUCUGUUUCUAUGGUUUCACCCAGUGACCGCAUCACUUGGUGUUUUAACCUGGCAGUGCGAUUAAGUAAAAAAAAAAAACGAUACGUUUCUUUUAACGAACACGGACAGAUACUUAUUCUUCAGCAUCAGACACGUCUGAAGAAACGUCAACAAACAUGUUCUACACGUGUGGUCCCAACGAGGCUAUGGUGGUGUCAGGGUUCUGUCGUUCUCCUCCGCUGAUGAUAGCCGGAGGCCGAGUGUUCGUCGUCCCCUGCAUUCAGAAGAUACAGAGGAUUUCCCUGAAUACUCUGACUCUGAAUGUGAAGAGCGAUAAAGUCUACACCCGCCACGGAGUUCCCAUCUCCGUCACUGGGAUAGCGCAGAUGAAGAUCCAGGGUCAGAAUAAACAGAUGCUGGCUGCAGCCUGCCAGAUGUUCAUGGGGAAGUCGGAGCCUGAGAUCGCUCAGAUCGCUUUGGAGACGCUCGAGGGACACCAGCGAGCCAUCAUCGCCCACCUGACCGUCGAGGAGAUCUACAAGGACCGUAAGAAGUUCUCGGAGCAGGUUUUUCAGGUGGCUUCCUCCGACCUGCUCAACAUGGGCAUCAGCGUGGUCAGCUACACUCUCAAAGAUGUUCACGACGACCAGGAUUAUCUGCAUUCACUGGGAAAAGGCCGAACUGCUCAGGUCCAGAAAGACGCUCGUAUCGGUGAGGCCCAGAACAAGAGAGAUGCUGUGAUCAGGGAAGCCCACGCGAUGCAGGAGAAGAUUUCGGCUCAGUAUAAGAAUGAGAUCGACAUGGCGAAGGCCCAGAGGGACUACGAGCUGAAGAAGGCAGCCUAUGACAUUGAGGUCAACACGAAGAAGGCUGAGUCAGAGAUGGCCUAUCAGCUACAGGUAGCGAAGACGAAGCAGCGCAUCGAGGAGGAGAAGAUGCAGGUGCAGGUGGUGGAGCGGACGCAGCAGAUCACGCUGCAGGAGCAGGAGAUCACGCGCAGGGAGAAGGAGCUGGAGGCCAAGGUGAAGAAACCUGCCGAGGCCGAGCGCUACCGCCUGGAGAAACUGGCUGAGGCUCAACGUCUUAAGUUGAUCAUGGAGGCAGAGGCCGAAGCUGAGUCCAUCAGGGUGAAAGGUGAGGCCGAAGCCUUUGCGGUGGAGGCCAAGGGUCGCGCCGAGGCCGAGCAGAUGGUGAAGAAGGCCGAGGCCUUCCAGGAGUACAAGGACGGAGCCAUGGUGGACAUGCUGCUGGAGAAACUGCCUCUGAUGGCGGAGGAGAUCAGCAAACCCCUGUGCGAAGCCCAGAAGGUGACGAUGGUGUCCAGCGGAGGCGGAGAGGUGGGCGCCGCCAAGCUGUCGGGAGAGGUGCUGGACAUCAUGACCCGCGUCCCCGACGCCUUGGAGAAACUGACCGGAGUCAGCAUCUCUCAGGUGACUUCCCGUACAGGUUGAAGACGUCCAACCAAACCAGGGACCGGCUGGAUCGAUCUACUACUCCCCCCCCCUCCACCACCACCACCACCACCCGCCGUGUAGCUGUGUCCCCCUGUGACGUCGCUGUGGCGUCAAAAUGAUUUUCCUGGUCACUGGGUUGAAUGUCUGCAGUUAGUUAUCUGAUCUUAUAUUAACUAUAUUCUCUCUGUCUCUGCAUCCGUUCAUCGCACACGCCGUCCAUGUAACCUGUGACCGGAUUUAAUCCACUCAUCCAACCGAAAUGUUUAAAGUUCAUCGACUCAUGCGACAAACAUAACUGCAGCAGCUACUCGCUGCGUUUCCGUUCCCCCUAGAUAACGCAUUAGAGAACUGGUAAUGGAAACGUUUACAUUUAGGAGAAUCUCACACACACAAAAGUGCAAUGGAAACACUUUUGUGUUGCGUCACUAGAGAUGAAGCAGGGGGUCGAUGUGACCAGUUCAUUUAAAGUCCAUCGUCCUCAGAGAAUUUAAGAGAAUCAUGAGAUAUGAGAAUUAUGGGAACUAUUGCUUUUAAUUUGCGAGAAACUAUAAUGGAAACGCAGCUACUACUACUACUACUACUACUACUACUACUACUACUACUACUACUUCCUUUGGCUCGUGUUGUUUAAGUAAACGUCUGUGUGUCCUCCUUGUCCUCUUCGUCCUCGUCCUCCUCGUCCUCCUCGUUGUCUGGAUUCACCUCUAACUGCCUGUGUCCACUGCCUUGCUGCCAAACCUUAAGUGCAUCUUAGCAUGAAAGUGUAACACAAACAUGCAUCAGUUACCUUCAUUUACUAACGCAACUAACAGUUCAUACUGGUAGUAGACCAAAAAAAAAACAAAAACAAAGCUUAAACCUUAAAUCAGGUUUAUUUAUUUAUCGGAAUCUGUCAUUGUGUUCAGAUUUAUUGGGAGUAUAUAAUAUGUCUUGAAGGCGUCAGGUGCUUCACCAGACACUCUGAACUCAUACGGGACUUUUGUCGGAGACAGCGUGAUGGUUAUUACAAAUGUUACACCUCCUUCUAGCAGGUGGCAGGCGUCUUCUUCUAUUACAAACUAUUAUCACCUGAUCUUUAUCCUUAAAACAACAUAUAAAUCAUCGUGCUCUAAUUGUGGCCCCGAUCAGGACCUUGAACCUUUGUGUAAACCUGGUUCAGGUUUACUUGAGCUCCCGUCACUUCAAUGAGACAAAGUAGACGUACGCCUUCAGUAAAGUGGUGCUUUUUGUAGUUUUGUUAAUGUUCUCAGAGAGACGUGGUUUGUGAAACUAAAGGUUACGUGUAGCUUCAGCCUCUUAUUGUAGCGUAGUAUUUAAGACGUUAGUAAAAACUACUUGUACUUCAGGGAAGAAGAUGUAUUAAGUAUUUAAAGGUUUGAUCAGGAAUAAUAGAUCGUGGUGGGGAAAUAGGAUUAGUCCGUCUUCAUGUGUAUUUAACCUAUUUAUUGAGUUAUUUAUUUGUAAUUUCACAUGAAUAAAUUAAAAUCUCUAGCUAGCUCUGAAGUGUUGCUCCUAUAAAGCGUCCCAGCUCGCCUUACAUCAUAAACCCAUUCCACCGUAGCCCUCUACCUCACUAUGUUCUGGGACUGUUUUUUAAUUUAAUUUAUUGUUGUUAUUGUUAAGAUCUUUUUUAGUGUUGUUGUUGUUUCGUCGUUCAUCUUAUCAAACCAAAUCAAUCCUACAAUGAAAACGUGUUUUUUCUUCUUUGUGGAAUAAUCUGAGGUUUUAUUUUAUUUUAUUUAUUUUUGUUUGACUAAGCUGUAUAAUGUUUAUUUUCACCCUCAUGAAACCUUUGUUUUCUUUGUGUCUUCUCUGAUUACAGUACGACUACAUGUACCGUAAAAGCUGCCUGAGGUAUUAACGUUAAGACGAACACUACUGUUAUUAUGCAUGCAUCAAUACUUCUUAAACACACUUAAACUCACAAUGCGAUGUGCGUUAGCGUCACUCACCAAAGUAGCUGUAGAAAUAAAACAAUGUGAUCAGUGACACAGAUGUAUUAACACACUGUAUAUUUGAUAUUUUAUACUAUAUCAGUGCAGAAGUGUUUGCUUCCACUAACAGAUCGUACUAACACGAGCUCCAGUGUUACAUCAUAAACGUAUUAAAGCUUCGUCAGAGUUUCAUUCGGCGUCAUUUAAACUCCCGCUGUGCUUUUAAUGUGGGUUUUAAUUUUUGUCUGUGCACUAAAAGGAAAUGUGUGUGUGUGUGUUUUAGGGAAGUGUCGUACAAUCCUGUACACGGUGUACGUCUCAUUAAAUCACAGAAGAGAAACCA